Messenger RNA from Arctia plantaginis, 291 nucleotides. Lineage: Eukaryota; Metazoa; Arthropoda; Insecta; Lepidoptera; Erebidae. The record is from the annotation of a GenBank genome assembly.
AUGAAGGUCGUAGCGCUUUCUGCGGAUGAUGAAACGAAAUGUUAUUAUUGUGCUGAUGGUCUUCAGGGUUGGAAACCUGAUGAUGUAAAAUUGGUUAAAGAACAGGAUUAUAAACAAAAAGUAAUGACUGGUGUACGCAAUGCUCGCACCCAAAGAGAGGUCAAAAAACAGAGAACGUUAACAGGAUCCCCGGAUCCUGAUUGCAAACAAUGCAAAAUUUGUUACAAGGAGAUGCGGAAUGUAUGCUACUCGUAUGUGCCGUGCGUACAUGUUGUCGCAUGUUCUAAGUGA